CAGGAAGGGACCUCCACCAACAACCAAGGUAAGGUUUCUGAGACCCCUGAAGUGCCAUGGCCACUGGAUUCUGCAGUCUUUCUUUGAUGAAAGAGAUGGCGAGCCACUGUUGGACCUUUUCAUCCCUCACUCUCUCAUCUCCUCCUUUGAUCCCUUAUUUUGAGGAUUCCGGCAUGGACCUUGAAAUGGAGGAAUAAGAUACAACUCAUUCGGACUAUCGAUGACAAGCCAGGCAUUUGGAGUUCUGAAUGGCAGGAUGUGAAUGGAUGGCCCACUGGAUCCCCAAUGUGUCUGAGCAGAAAGACAAGCACACGGAGGAUUAGAGGGAAAGGGGAUCGGCCGUCACAUCCAGAUGCUACAAAUCUGCUCCCAGCCUCACAUGUGAAUAGGAACGGCUUUCUAGUGGAUUGGAAGUUAACAUGAGGAUGAACAGAGCCUUUUGGAACUGUGAUUGAACUGGCAGUGAGCCAGAAUCCUCUUUCCAAAGAGUGGACGACCAGUCAAUGAAUUAUGAAUGUUAAACAAGAUGACCUCCUCUCAGCAGCAGCAGAUGAUGCGAGGUCCUAGGUGGAAUCGGGCCUUGUCCGACCCUUUGUUUGUGCUGCUCCUGGCCCUCCAGCUGCUCGUGGUGGCAGGGCUGGUACGUGCUCAGACGUGCCCCUCCGCCUGCUCCUGCAGUAACCAGUUCAGCAAAGUCAUCUGCACCAGACGAGGCCUGCGGGAAGUCCCUGAUGGCAUCUCGACCAACACACGCUACCUGAAUCUACAAGAAAAUCUCAUUCAGGUCAUAAAGGUGGACAGCUUCAAGCACCUAAGACAUUUGGAGAUUCUGCAGCUGAGCAAAAACCACAUACGCAAAAUAGAGCUGGGAGCCUUCAAUGGACUGGCCAGCCUCAAUACCCUGGAGCUUUUUGAUAAUCGCCUCACUACUAUCCCAAAUGGGGCAUUGAGUAACCUGUCCAAACUAAAGGAGCUUUGGCAGAAUAACCCCAUAGAGAGCAUUCCCUCCUAUGCUUUUAACAGAGUGCCCUCAUUGCGGCGGUUGGACCUUGGGGAGCUCAAACGGCUCUCUUACAUUUCUGAGGGAGCAUUUGAAGGGCCUGAGCAAUCUGCGCUACUUAAUCUGGGAAUGUGCAAUCUGAAGGAAAUUCCCAACCUAAUUCCCCUGGUGAAGCUGGAUGAACUGGAGAUGUCAGGGAACCAGCUAUCUGUCAUCCCUGGCUCUUUUAAAGGGCUUAUCCAUUUGCAGAAGCUGUGGAUGAUGCAUGCUCAGAUCCAGACCAUAGAAAGAAACUCUUUUGAUGAUCUGCAGUCACUAGUGGAGCUCAAUCUAGCCCAUAACAACCUCAUCUUGCCCCAUGAUCUUUUCACACCUUUACAUCACCUAGAGAGGGUGCACUUGCACCACAACCCGUGGAAUUGUAACUGUGACAUCCUCUGGCUAAGCUGGUGGCUAAAGGAGAUGGUACCAGCGAACACAAGCUGCUGUGCCCGCUGCAGCUCACCAACCCACCAUAAGGGGCGAUACAUUGGCGAGCUGGACCAGAACUACUUUCACUGUUAUGCUCCCGUUAUUGUGGCUCCCGCAGAUCUAAAUGUGACAGAGGGAAGUGCUGCUGAGUUAAGAUGCAGAGCCAGCUCAUUGACCUCUGUAAGCUGGAUUACACCCAAUGGCUCCAUCAUGACACACGGCGCGUACAAGAUCAGAAUCUCUGUGCUGAAUGACGGCACUCUGAACUUCACCAAUGUUACCAUGCAGGACACAGGCACGUAUACAUGUAUGGUUAGUAAUUCUGCAGGUAACACAACAGCCUCUGCCACGCUCAACGUGUCGUCCACAGAGAACAGCAGUUUCAGCUACUUCACCACAGUCACAGUGGAGACCAUAGAGACACCGCAUAAUGAAGGUUACACAACUACAGUGCAGCAAGAAGUGGGCCCGACUCCCUCUGCUGGAACAUGGGAGUCUGUGUCACCCACUUCUACAACCACCACCACAGUCCGGACGCCACUCUCCACACGCGCCACAGAGAAGACUUACACAAUCCCUGUCACGGAGCUGGGUGGGGAGGGCUCACUGAACGGCUUGGACGAGGUAAUGAAGACCACCAAGAUCAUCAUUGGCUGCUUUGUUGCAAUCACACUCAUGGCAGCAGUCAUGCUGAUCAUCUUCUACAAGAUGCGCAAACAGCACCACCAGCAGAAUCACCAUGCACCCACACGCACCAUUGAGAUCAUCAAUGUGGAUGAGGACUGUGUAACAGGAGGCCCAGGCAUGGAGGGCCACCUGACUCUGCCUCCUCUUGAGCACGAGCACCUCAACCACUAUAACACUUAUAAGACUGCAUACAAUGCCACUAUCAACUCCAUACACAGCUCAGUGCACGAACCUUUGUUAAUUCGGGCCAGCUCAAAAGACAAUGUACAAGAGACCCAAAUCUAACACUUUUUUUCAAAAUGAGACACUAUAAAACUGGAGGAAUUAGAUAAAGACAUUUCUGACCGGACUUUACGGACAACUGGUUGUGAGGACUAUGGCUCAAACAUGGAGGACUAUGGCUCAUGUGUUGGGCAAAUCAGUUGCUGGUGAUGUGUAUCAAUGACUUUGGGAAUUAGGGUAUGUCUACUGUUUCAAAAAGUGUCUUUACAAAACAGAAGUUAUUUAUUUAAGAAAAAAACUAUUGUGGUUAAAUCAAGAAAAAACUGUAUUCUGCAAUUAUUUUUUCAGCACUUAAUUCAUGUUUUCUUUUUCAUUUUCCUCUUGUUUCACUAGAUUGGUUUACUAAUAUGCCUUUAAACUAUGUGUGAAGAUAUCAGUCAAGCAAAACUCCUGAAGCUAAUUACUAUUCUUGGUAACCUGCAGACUUGAGAUCAGAAGAGGGAGUAACCUCAUUCUGCCCAUGUCAAUCAAGGAAUCUAGAGCACAUUAGUGAUGUUCUCCAGCUGUGGAUUAAGUGAUGAGAUCUUUUGUGGCGAUCUGUAACCGAGAUAAACAAACGUGUUAGUUAUUUUACGAUGGUGGCAGAACUGCUAGUGAGGAGAUUGGUCGAAACCUCUGUCACAUUCAUAUUAGGCUCUGUGCUCAAUAGAUUGAGGGUCUUAAAUGAGAGGAAAAUGUCGUGCAUUUUGCUGUUUUAGCUAAAUUAGAUUCUAUUGAUUAACUAUGAAAGAAGCACACAUUGUCUUUGUGUUCCUAAUGUAUUCAAAAAAUCCUAUCUGAUCCCUUAUCCCCACUUGUUUUGAGUCAAGUUGAAAGUUAAGCUGAAUUAUCCUCUGAUCAGUAUAAAGAACUUUAUGUUAAUUGCAUUCAGACUGAAUUAGAUGUAAGGGAUACAGGAGCAGAGCUCAUAAACAUCACUCUGAUUGGAAUUGAAAAAGACAUGAAGAUCAGAAGGAUUGCAAAAAUGUAGAUCUUAAAGUGUUGAGAAAGCCCACUAGCUCAAAAUGUUUCAAUUAUUAUUAUGGCCUUCCCUUUACCCUACAGUGCUUUGUACUGUUGCAUAUGAAGAUAAGAGCUUUGAAGCCACCUUUUCAUGCUGGGAGCUCCUUCCUCAUUUGCAGUACUGUGGGACUGAGUGCUGUCAGAAUCCCACUGAUGAGCUGUGAAAAGAGCAUAAACCCUUUAUGCAGCUGUCUGAUCACAUUGCCCGUCAUCUGCAUACCGCGUUCUCACAUGGGCAGUGUCUGGCAGCCCCACAUUCACACCCUGCCCCUGCCAACCACAGGACUUGGCCCCUUAGCUGCAGGAGACUGCAGAAGCCUCAGCGGGAGGCUUUAGAGGGUGGAUGUGUGGGAUCCGGCAUCAACCAGAUGUUUGGGAUGCACCUGCCUCUCUCCCUCUCUCCCUUAGCGACAACACAAUUUCCAUUUUAAUUGACGUGCCAUGGGCUGUGGAUGGACACAGCUCUCAAGCCGCCUAUACCCUGUAAACCCUUUCAAAGCCUGCUCCGUGUUAAGAAAAAAAAAAGAUAAAGAACGAGGCACAGUCACAGCAGAGGUGAGGCAGACAUCUGUCAGAUCCUACAAUUGGUGAGAUGAUUCAGGUUUAGUUGAGGUAAAUCUGCUCCAGUGAAAAUGAGAAAAAAGUAAAGACAUUAAUUUGUUAAUUCCAGUUUAUUGUUUGUCACAAAACGGGCUUAUGCAAAAAAAAAAAGUAAAAAUACCUUUUUACCAUGGACAGAAGCAGGGUCAGCUGUGAUUGGUGGCUGCCACAGUUGAUUUCGUUGAGGGCGGUUUGGCAACAAAAAUGACAGAUCAGCACAUUUGAACACUUCUCCUAAACCACAACACUGUGGAGCUCACAAGUUGUUAAAGUUGAGUUUAAGUUUUAAUAUGUUACAUGCCAUAACAAAAACAACCUCAGAGAAUGCUCUUAUCCUCACACAGAGAUCUUUGUAAUAAUUGUAGAAUUAUUCCCACUAAAAUUGACUUGAACCUCAAAGAAAAAUGAGCCAUGUCCCAUAUGUUAGCGCAUUUUUGCCAAUGAAUGAGAAGGUGAAGCUUUUUAUCACAGUAUCCCAUGACUAGAAUAUAGAAAAGGCAUUAAAUGAAACAAUAAGAUUAGAGUCUUAGGCCCUAUUCUCAGUGGAGAAGUAUCACUUUGGGUUUUCCUUUUGUAUGUAAUAGAAUAAUUGCAUAGAUUAGACAUAUGAACAAUCUGUGGGUGCAAUCUGCUGGAUAAAUACUCUGCAGCGAAUUAUCUUCUUAAUUUUAUUUAAUACAGGGAUAAUUGGAUAAUAUUAGUCCCCUGUGAAAGUCCAUACUUGUAAUACAUUUUGCUGUAUAUUUCAAGGGUAAGAUUAAAUAAGAGGAAUUUGACUUUUAUACAAAUUUGGAUGCAAAUUUGUAAGUGAAGCAGCUUUGAGGGGUCUAUUGGUAUGUUUCAAGAUCUGAUCACAAUAAAUCUGGAGAUUGUUUAGUGAAUCUGAGAGAUUUUUGUUCACUUUGAAUGUGCUGCACACAACACAGAUGUGGUUGUUAGAUUCCUUAUUAACAUGAGGUCCCCAAGUACUUUUAGUCCAGACUAAAUGACGUAAUUUCUUACUCCAUAUUAUACUUUUUUGUCACCUGGAUACUAUUUAUCUCAUAAUUGCACUUCUGUGGAGUUUGGGACAUUUGUAAACCAUAGAAUGGCCUGGUUUUGUGUCAUUUAGUCUGUGUUUGGGUUCCUAGUGGUGGGAUGUGGAUCACAAUUCUACUCGGUUUAUGUAAGAGAGUGUAAUCAUCCUCCCUUUUUGCCUUUAGUUGAAGGUAAAUUGUCUGAAAAUUUAAAUCGUAAAUUUGUUGCAUUUUAGUCCAGCUGUCUCAUGUAUGUAAGAUAUCUAAAUAUUUUGGUCAAUAUUUUGAUUUUUUUUUUCCAACGUUAUUUGCUUUUGAUUUCUGAGAUUGAAUGCUGUUCUAGUGGUAGAUUUAUAUAAAAACACAUUUUGAGAAUAAAACAAAACAAAAAUUUUUAAAUUUUGGUUUUACAUGUGCCAACAACCUGUUCUAAAAGUGCAAAAACAGAAACAUGAUGUAAAAGAAUACCAGAUUGAUUUUCAUGUAAGCAUUCUUUGAUGACCUUUAAAAGAUAUGGAGAUCGAUUAUAGAGACCAGAGUUUGUAGUACAUACACAAAAUAUGGUUAAAAUAAACUAUUGUUGUUUUUC
Messenger RNA from Notolabrus celidotus (New Zealand spotty), 5647 nucleotides. RefSeq names its product leucine-rich repeat-containing protein 4C-like. Gene Ontology annotation, cellular component: glutamatergic synapse; postsynaptic density membrane; plasma membrane. Gene Ontology annotation, molecular function: cell-cell adhesion mediator activity. The record is from RefSeq and is a predicted model, not a curated record. Lineage: Eukaryota; Metazoa; Chordata; Actinopteri; Labriformes; Labridae. Gene Ontology annotation, biological process: synaptic membrane adhesion; regulation of axonogenesis; modulation of chemical synaptic transmission.